Molecule: messenger RNA, 2664 nt
Organism: Megalops cyprinoides (Indo-Pacific tarpon)
Lineage: Eukaryota; Metazoa; Chordata; Actinopteri; Elopiformes; Megalopidae
Product: autism susceptibility gene 2 protein homolog
Exons: 13
Coding region: 236-2539 (767 amino acids)
Source: RefSeq, a predicted model, not a curated record
GCCCCCCUCCCGAAGCCUGCAGCGCCCCCUGUCUGCUUACAGCAGCAGCCUCAGCCUCAACAGUGUAAGCAGUCGAAGCAGCACUCCAGGGAAGCUCCAGGCCCCGCCGCCACCCCACCACCUACCCCCCCAGCCGCCCACCACGCCCUUCCCUCUCUCCGUCCCGAGCCAAGGUGCGCCCCCCCACGGCUACUCCCCCUCCCUACAGCCCUCGCCACACCCUCACCACCCCAAUAUGUUCGCCCCACCGGCGUCCUUGCCCCCGCCUCCGCCGCUCACGCCCAGCACCCUGCCUGUCCCGGGACACCCCGCUGGCAGUGCCUACUCAGAGCAAGACCUGCUGCGUCAGGAGCUGAACACACGCUUCCUGGCCUCGCAGAGCGCCGACCGAGGGGCCUCGCUGGGCCCGCCCCCGUACCUGCGCACCGAGUUCCACCAGCACCAGCACCAGCACCAGCACACGCACCAGCACACGCACCAGCACACCUUCACCCCCUUCCCCCACGCCAUCCCGCCCAGUGCCAUCAUGCCCACCUCUGCACCGCCCAUGGUGCGUACCCCAGCCACAAAUUUUGACAAAUACCCAACAAAAGUCGACCCCUUCUACAGACAUGGACUGUUCCACUCCUACCCUCCAGCUGUGUCCGGAAUUCCUCCCAUGAUCCCCCCCACCGGGCCCUUCGGUUCUCUGCAGGGAGCCUUCCAGCCCAAGACUUCCAAUCCACUGGAUGUGGUGUCGAGACCAGGGGCAGUUCCACACACACUCUUACAGAAGGACCCCAGGCUGGCAGACCCCUUCAGGCCUUUGCUGAGGAAGCCGGGGAAGUGGUGUGCGAUGCACGUUCAUAUCGCCUGGCAGAUUUACCACCAUCAGCAGAAAGUGAAGCAGCAGAUGCAGACAGAUCCACACAAGCUGGACUUCGGGCUGAAGCCCGAGUUUCUCAGUCGCCCCCCUGGCCCCAGCCUCUUUGGGGCGAUCCCACACCCCCACGAUCUGGCACGGCCCGCCACCCUCUUCUCCACAGCAGGUUCUGCGCACCCCUCUGCCACGCCCUUUGGACACCCGCCUCAUCACCCCGGCAGCUUCCUCAGCCCCGCCUCGCACCUGGAGCCAUACAACAGAGCAGCUUCAUUUGGAGGUCUGGGCUCACUGAGCUCUGCUGCUUUUGGUGGUCUGGGAAACCCUGCACUAGCUCCCAACUCCAUGUUCAACAACAAGGAUAACCCGACCGCCAGCGCUCAGGAGCCGUGGAACAGACUCCACCGCACGCCACCCUCCUUCCCCACCCCCCCGCCCUGGCUGAAGCCAGGGGACAGCGACCGCAGGUCCUCCGACAGGAGGGCCUCCUCUGUGGGCAAGGACGACAAGGAGAGGGACAUCUUUGAGAAGCGCCACCAGAGUCACCCGUCCCCUGCUCCUGUGAACUCCGCCAGCUCCCAGGCCCAGAAGCAGCCCCCGGAGCUGCCCCGAGGGCCGCCGCCCGGAGAGCCCAGGGACAAAGCCAAGGAGCGAGAGAGAGAGCGUGAGCACUCCGAGUCCCGGAGGGAGGCCGAGGAAGCCAAGCACAAGGAGCACCCCCACAGCGAGAAGAACGGGCCCGGUAUCCACGACGACAAGCCGCCCUAUAUACGGGCGGGCGUGGAGCAGCGCCCCAGCAGCAGGAUGGGGCGAGAGCCGGGUGAGAAGAAGGGUGAGCCGGAGUACGAGCCCCCCAGGAAGGGGGGAGAGGUCAAGGUGAAGGAAGAGAGGAAGGAGGAGCAGGAGGGCCCCAAUGAACGCCCACCCCGGGUCACCCCCACGCCCGGCAUCCACCCAUCCUCCUCCAUGUCCUCCAUGCCCGUGGGCGUGACCGGGGCUCACCACAUGAACGGGCUUGGCGGCCUGGAAAGGACUCGUGUGGUCACCCCCUUCAUGGGCCUCAGCCCCCUGCCAGGAGCGGAGAGGUUCCCCUUCCCCCCGUUCCACUGGGACCCCAUGAGGGACCCGCUGCGGGACGCCUACCGGGGCCUGGAGAUGCACCGCAGAGACCCCUUGGCCAGAGACCUGCUGCUAAGGAACGACCCGCUGCACCGGCUGGCGGGGGCCCGGCUGUACGAGGCCGAGCGCUCAUACCGGGACAGGGAGCCGCACGACUACAACCGGGGCCAACACCCCCACCUGCUGGCAGUGGAGCAGCAGCGCAGGGAGCAUGAGAGGGCGCACCUGGAGGAGCGGGAGCGUCUGCACAUGCUCAGAGAGGACUACGAGCACGGGCGCCUGCACCACAUGCACCCCGCCGCCCUCGACCCCCAGGUCCCCCACCCCGGCCUCAUGGCCCCCGGAUUUCCCAGCAUGCACUUCCCUCGGGUCAGCCCCUUGUCUGCGCACCAGAACGGCAUUCUCAACAAGACUCCGCCCACCGCCUCCCUGAGUGCACCGCCCCCCUUGAUCCCAGCGCUGGGGGUGCGUCCGGGGUCCCCCAGAAGGACUACGUCGCUCGUGACAGACAUUAGAGACAGACCCCCCUCUCAUGCUCACAAAGAUAUUGAGGCGCGGUGAACCCCGCUAUAGACAAACGCCCACGACUCUGUGCCUGACUCUGAACUCUACGAGCACUUAGCACUGGGUGGGUCAGAGUGUAUUAUAGCCAUCAUGUAUGUAUCAUGUAUAAAUAUGUGAGAAAA